This is a messenger RNA of Chlamydomonas reinhardtii, 2356 nucleotides long. RefSeq lists its product as uncharacterized. The coding region runs from base 548 to 1957 and encodes 469 amino acids. NCBI's taxonomy places the organism in Eukaryota, Viridiplantae, Chlorophyta, Chlorophyceae, Chlamydomonadales, Chlamydomonadaceae. The record is from RefSeq and is a predicted model, not a curated record. The transcript has 9 exons. Gene Ontology annotation, molecular function: acyltransferase activity, transferring groups other than amino-acyl groups.
CUCAUGGUAGAAGACACGUAUUCAUCAAGGCAACUCAACGCGGUGUUGCGAGUUAUCUAGGCAUAACGAUUGCACUUGAACUUGACUGCCGAUUUUGUGACGAAACGGUCCAACGCGAAUGAGAACGCGCACAGAUUCACAAGCCAAUAUAUGCGCAAUCACGGCAAUUGAGGUGGACAAACAGCCGCUGUGCGUGUCGGCGGGCUGGCCAGGUGCCCACAGCCAGUCCACACGGGCGUGGGCAUCCCAGGCGCGUCGGCUGCGGGCGGAUGUGCCGUCCACACCCCCGACCGCACCACCGCCUCUCGCAGCAGCAGUAGCUGCACCAGCAGGUUGUAGCAGCGGCAGCACCAGCGGCACCCCAGCUACAGCCAGCUUCCCACCACACCGUGAAUGGGUGGUGUGGACGUACCUGCCAGGCCCAGAUACCGCCCACACACACCCAACACCACCGGGCCGGGCGCGUGUGAGCGGGCGGGCGGGCGGCCGUGCAUGGGCGGCGCCGGUGACCCCACCGGCCCCGCCGGCGCCAGCCCACGGCCUGCUCAUGACAGCUGGUGGCCUCGGCUUGGGCAGCAGCAGCUACGCCAGUGGGGGCUGCGAAUAUGGCGGCAGUGGCAGUGGCAGCAGCUACGGCUCCUGCUACAGCCGGUGCAGUAGCGGGCCCGGGGCAGGCAUGGGCGGCGGCCGGUUGCUGCUGCUCGCCAGCAUGACCACCUCGGCGGCCGCAUCCUCCUCGUCUCGGCCCUCAUCGUCGGCAGUAGCAGCGCCGGCGGGUGCGGCGCCGGCGCCGGCGCCGGCUGUAGCAGGGACGCCGCCGUCGGGCGGCGCGGCAGCGGCGGGCGCGGGCCUGGGUCUCGGCUCCGGAGCAGCGGGUCUGUUCCGGGGGUUCAACAUGCCCCAGAUCAGCCUCAUGCCGGCCGGCCGGCUGCCGGGCGCCUCCCCCCACACCGGCGGCGCCGCCGGCUCCUCCUUCGCCGCGGACCAGGAGCUGGCGGCCGAGCUGUACGACUACCACCUGGCCAAACACGGGGGCAUGCCGCGGCCCUGCCCCCGCUGCCACUCCAAUGUGUUCUUCGAGCGCGAGCCGCCGCCAGCCUCCUCGUCUUCCGCAGCCUCCGCGGCGUCUGCGCCGACCGCGUCUGCAGCCGGUGGCGCCAGCUCCACUCCUUUGGGCGGCGGCGGCGGUGGCGAGGUGGUGGCGUGGCGCAGUCGGCCGCUGUGCUGCGACAUGUGCGGCGCCUGGGUGCACAUGGGGUGCGCACGAGUCAACCUGCUGGAGCAGGUCCCUCCGCGGCCCUGGUUCCACUCCCACGUGUGCAGGAACAAUUACAUCCGACUGGAGGCGGCGGCGGAGCAAAACCCGCACGCCUCCUCCGACUCCCCCUCCUCCCAGCUGUACAUCCUCACGCCCGCCGACCACGCCGCCUAUGCAGCCAUGGCGGCCCGCGCGGCCGGCGGCGGCAGUAGCAGCGGCACUAGCAGCGGCAGCAGCAGUGGCGGCGGCGGCGGGAUGACCGGCCGGCCGCGCGGUCCUGCGGGCUCGGUGAUACCGCUGCUGGCUCAAGGCUUCAACCGGGAUGCCAUCGAGGGCUUUGGCGAGCCCGCCCGCGAGUACGACGGCGGGCGCUACAGCGCCGUGCUGGUGGCUGGGCGGCAGCCGGUGGCGGCGGCCUCCUUCAACGUGUGGGGGCGCGAGGCGCAGCUGUGCAUGCUGGCCACCGCCACGGCGGCACGGCGCAAGGGGCACGGCGCCGCGCUGGUUGCAGACGUGGAGGGCCUGCUGAAGCGGCUGGGGGUACAGCGCAUGUUGGUGCAGGCGCGCCGCGUGGCGCUACCCAUGUGGCUGGGCCCGCGGUUCGGCUACUCGCUUGUGGCGCCCGAGGCGGCGGAGGAGCUGCACGCCCAGAUGCCCGUGGCCUACUUCGACUGCGCCCUACUGGAGAAAUGGCUGUAGCAGGAGUGUGGCAGGGCUGUAGCAGACCCGGCUGGUGCAGCAGCAGCAGCAGGGUAUCAGUAUGGCUCGCAGGCCCCCAGGGGGUGGGGUGCUGCGGGGUGCGACGUGUGGUGGGGGCGCGACAUGACGUGGCGGGUGACGUGGCAGGGGUGGUGGCACAGUGCGGCGGUGGCUUUAGUGGUGGCGGCGGCUUGUGCCAGUGGAAGUGGCUGUAGCCGUUGGGUGUGCAGCGGGCAGCGGGCAGCAGGGGUGCAUGGCCUGGUAUGACGGAGGCGGCAGUAAUGCAGUUGUGUCGCAGACGGUCAUGACUCAUGAGUUCAUGGCUUGCCGGCUCGCAUGGCCCCGGUCGGACUGUGGUCAGUCAGGCAAGGCGCGGGGAUGCUGUAAUACUCCAAUGCC